Drosophila ficusphila is the source of this 5044-nucleotide messenger RNA. RefSeq lists its product as uncharacterized. The coding region runs from base 289 to 4920 and encodes 1543 amino acids. The transcript has 5 exons. Gene Ontology annotation, biological process: regulation of transcription by RNA polymerase II. The record is from RefSeq and is a predicted model, not a curated record. NCBI's taxonomy places the organism in Eukaryota, Metazoa, Arthropoda, Insecta, Diptera, Drosophilidae. Gene Ontology annotation, cellular component: transcription regulator complex; nucleus.
CAACAUCGUCGAGUUUUUGGUCGCCUUAGGAGCAAUCUGCAUUUGGAAAACCCCGAAUUUUUCGGCGUCGGAAGACCCGCUUUUCGGGCAAUUGGACAAGACCUACAUAGCUACAUGUAGUGUUCGAUUAAUACGGAGUGUUUCGCGCGUGAACUUGCGUCUGAAGAGUGUGACAUCGGUUUAGUUGAGUUGGACAUCGGGUUUACCCGACUCGCGAACUCUUCGCUUCCUUUUUGGGCGGAAAAGCGCGAACUCGUCAAGUUCGGAUCGUUUAUCGGCAUUUAAGGCAUGGACGAGGAGGUCAUUGCCAUCGGUGAUAGUCCGUUGGACUCGUUUAAUCCGCUGAUCAUCAAUGCUGAUACAAAAAGACGUCUGGAGGCGAGUGAGGAUGUGGCCAGUAAUCCGUUCAAUAGGGCCACCGAUUCCGACAUCAUUUCGAGCAAUGCGGCUGAGAGGAGGCUCAUCGCCCUGGUGCGCAGCCAUCCGGCCUUGUACGACUCUCGGCAUCCGAAAUUCCACGACGACGGCCACCGGGAGAAGCUGUGGCAGAGGAUCGCCUGUUGUGUGGGCACGAAUCUGACCAACUGCUUGGUGGCCUGGUCGGAGCUCCGCUAUCAAUGCCAGCGCCAUGUGCGCCUCCUGCGAACCUUCCACCGCCGGGCACCCUUGCGUCGCAGACCCACUCUGCGGCACGAGGAGGAGCUGAUGUUCCUCUUUCCACACAUCGCCCGGUACCCACUGAUGGCGGAUAAGAUGCAGCCGCCCGCAGAGGUCGCCGAAAGCGGUGAACAGAACGAGGAGGCCCUGCCCGAGGUGGUGAUCGUGGAACCGCCAGUGGACAUCAUUGAUGUGGAUCUCGAGGAUGACGCCGCGCCCCAAUUCCGCUGCACUCCCGAUCAGCGGCGCCUGAUCGAGGCCGUGCGCGCCUAUCCGCAGCUGUACGAUCCCACGGCUCAGGGCUACGGGAACGCACGCCACAGGGGCCUCAUCUGGGGUGGCAUUGCCAACGAGCUGCACGACAAGGCCACCAAGCUAAUGAAGGGCUGGCUGAAGCUGCAGACGCGCUACGAAUGGGAGCUGGUCCAUCGGCCCGACCAGAGCGCCAGCUCCGAGUUCUGCCAGCUGAUGGAGUUCCUGCGCACGCAUAUCAUCCCUCUGCGCGGCACCGUGGCCAAGGCCUCCAAGUACCUGAGGACCGGCUGGCACGAGCCGAUCGAGCACUUCCGCAGCGUGAUGUCGCUGAUCAACACGAUGCGCAACAUGCCCCAACUGGUCAAGCUGACGGACGACUGCAUCAACAGCGAGGUGAAGCCGCCGUGCUACGACGAGCUCUGGAUAAAGGUGGGCGUCGAGGUGAUGAGCAGCCAUCAGCGAUGCGAGGUCACCUGGCUGGUGCUGCGCUCCUUCCACUACGAACUGCAGGCGAUGCGCGUGGCCGGCUACCAGCUGCAGGACAAGUGGUACUUCGAGAACGCCCUGAGCAGCAUCUUCAAGCUGGUGGCCGCCCGCUCGACGACCCGUCGCAGCAUCAAGCGCGCCCACAACGGCGCCGUGGCAGUGGAGCCUGCGCCGAAGAAAGCGCCUUCGCCGAAGAAACCGCCUUCGCCGCCCCGCCUUCCAUUUGCCAUUGUCUAUCCGCCCGUCCCGAAGACCAUCAGUACCAGCAUCGCCACGAAUACCGCACCCACCAUCUCGAUGGUCAGAAGGUGCUCCGUUCCGGCGCCAGUUGCUGCGCCCAUUAGUCUGCCAGCUCCCAUCAGUCCGCCCUCGUUUGUGAUCCCCAAGAUUGCGUCCGCCGUCAGCGUGGCAUCGCCCAGCAGGAUGCCGCUGAAGCUGCCGCCCUCCAUACGGAUUGCGCCAAAGGCGGCGGCCAGCUUGAACAUACCAGCCAGCAUUCAGCUGGCUGGCGCGCAUGCCCAGCCGGGAGCAGUGCGUGCGAUUCCACAGCGACCCGGCUUGCAGGUGACAAUAAGAGCCAACACGCGCAUUCCCAAUGCCACGCAGAUGCCGCCGACCACCUCUGGAACCAUAAUACGAGCGGUGCAUCCGCAAAAUGUCGGCGGACUGUCGGCACACCGGUAUCCGCAACCAUCGGCACUGGGAGCACUGCUUAGCGAGCCGCCGAUGGUGCCACAGAUUUCGAACGCAAUGCCCCAAUGCCGACCUCCGAUCAGGCCACCGGCUGCUCCACACCUACUGCCCACCAAUUUGGGACCCAAAGUGCCGAUGAACGCCAACGUUACUCCCGCAACUGCACCUCCGAUGGUUCGAAUCCACCAGCCGGGUUUGAACAGCGGUUGGAUAUCCUCGAACAAUGGUCUUUCGGCCAGCAAACCCUUGGGAUCAGUAGCGGCUAAUUCUGCGCCAGCAUCAUCUGCAGUAGCAUCAUCUGCAGUAGCAUCAUCUGCAGUAGCAUCAUCUGCAGUAGCAUCAUCUGCAGUAGCAUCAUCUGCGUUAGCUGCUGCACCUGCGAUCGCAUCAUCUUCGCUGGCAUCAUCUGCGUUAGCUGCAUCUGCGCCAGCAACAGCAACAAAUCCUUUACCAAGAGGAGAAGCAACGAACGCUAAUGCAGCGACAGCAGCCAGCAAAGGCAAUCCGAAGCAGUCAGCAGCAGAUUUACUCAGGAAGUUCCGCCCAAUUGCACCACUACCAAAGCCCGCGAUAAUAAGAAAGACAAAACCCGCAGCAGAGGCUCCGCCUCCUCCAGCAAAGAGGAGCAGUGCAGGAGCAACUGCAAGUGCAGGAGCAACUGCAAGUGCGGAAGCAGCAACUGCAAGUGCGGAAGCAGCAUCAGGCGCGAGCAGUGCAACAGCAACACCUGCAACAUCGGCGCCAUCUGCAGCAUUGCCUAAAGCAACCCCAGCGAAAUCCACAAGACUAUCGACAGAGGGCAUUGCGAAUAGAGCGACUGCGGCGACCACAUCACCAGUCAAGGAUACGGGAACGGUGAUCCAGGAAAGGGCAGUGGCCGCUGCAAAAACUGCAGCCAGUUCGCCAGCAGCAACUAAAGAUAAAGCAGCAUCGAAUGCCAAGGCACCCGAAGUAUCUCAGUCAGAAAAGGAAGCCGCGACUACCUUAAGCAGUCAGCUGGAGGAGUUCAAGAAGGAAAUUAACGUUCAUUUCGAGGAGAGCGCAACCAGUGGCAACUUGCUGCACAUUUGGGGCGGCAAACUUACUCUGCACUACAAUCUCAAUAUGGGGAAGACAGCGUCGCUCAUCCGCGAGGCGAUGGCUGUGCCCCAGAUCCACAAUAAGGAUCCCCAACUGGCCGAAAAGUGCGACGAGGCGUGGAGGGCCAUCAGCAAGAAGUUUCACAUGCCAGAGGAGGCUCUGCGUGCAGGUUGGAAUUUCCUGGCGGAGAACAUCAGUGUGUUCCCGCAGAUCGCGCCGAUGUCCGAACUGAUGCGUCCCUUCAAGAGCAGCGUGAAGGUGUGGGAGAAGUCGCACCGCUUGUUCAGCAAGUUCGACGAGAUCGCGUGCAAGUACCAGUGGAUGGACCACAAGGACGUGCUGCCGGAUGUGAUUCGGCACUUCAAGCAGCACGAACACCUCUACUGGGAGCUGCGCAAGGCGCGACCUGGCGAGACGGCGUCAGUUCCGAAACCGUGCAUGGAUCGGGAUCGACAGGCGGUGUGGCGCGAGGCGCGGGCGAAGUUUCCCAAUCUCAAUCAUCGGGACAUUUGGUCCAUGUUCAAGUUCGCCUUCCGCACGUACAUGGAGGAUCUGGAACGCGGCAUCGAGAAUCCCUGGCCGCAGAGCUGGUGGCAGGCGCUCGAGCAGCUCAGGUUCCUGGCCUACGUGCGCUACCAUCCGCUGGAGCCCUACUACUACAUCGUGCACAACAAGAUCUCCGAGGAGGUGAAGCGCUGCAGCAUGUACGAGGCCCUCAUGUCCGCCGAUCCCGCGGACAAGACCCGGCCCACGCCCAUGAGCCUGUUGGCGCGACUCUCCAAGGAACCGAUGCCAUGGGAGUCGGAGGAGGCCAAGCGCCUGCUCACCGGCAAGCUGACUAAGCCGGGCAAAUAUAAAGCCACCUUUAGACGGACUGUCGCUGCCUCUGGAACUGCUGCAACUGCUACUUCUGCUCAACCUGAUCAACCAGAUCAAUCUGAUCAACCUGCUCAACCCACUGCAACUGCUGCUUCUCCUCGCUCAACCACUUCCACCACCAUAUCCGCUACAUCCACUACAUCCGCUGAUCCACCGUCUCCACCCGCUACUCCCGCUGCUCCGCUGUCUCCAUCGGUACGGGCAGCUCCUCCACCCGCUGCCGUACCAGAAAUCGCAACAGAGCCAAAGAAGCCACCAGCGGAGGAACCAUCGCCAGGCAAGCAAGCCCCAAAAGGCAUCAUCAAGAGACCGCGCAGCAGUGGCGAUGUCCAGGCGAAACGCCCACACCACAUCCUUCCCACCCUCGAGGCCUUCGAACUGACCCGCCUCCUCCGUCUCCAUCCGAACACCUUCCAGCGGGCGAGCACCAUCGACAAGCGCACCGCCUGGGUGCGCGUCUCAAAAGAAAUCAGUGCCACAGUAACCGAAUGCCGGUUGGGCCUGCAGUACGCCCUGCGCGAGAUGCGCUUCCUGAAGAUCAUGGACCCCAGGAGCCGGUGCACAAUGGGCCAGAAGUACCUGCGGCACAUGGCCGAGAUCUACAAGCAGGUGAAGCCGAGGGGCCAGCUCACCGUACGAACGCCCCAGCAGGUCAACCAAUCGCUGGCGGAGCCCGCUGAGGAAGUCGAUCCGCUGCGGUUCAAUCCCGAGAUCAACAUGGCCACGUGCAGCCCGAGCCUGGUGCUGAAGAACUGGGCCAGCGCCGCCGGAGGCUUGUCCGAAGCGGGACAGGACGAAGUUCUCGUCAAGCUGAAGCAGCUGUUCGCCAAGUACGCCGAGCAGGCCAACAUCGAUUGGACGCCGCCCUAGCUGGACAAACGCUCCACGAGCGUAACGUAGUCUUAGUUUUCUCCAUAAGGACAUUCAACGUUCCACUGACAUCCCCAUCGCGUUUUCAUAUUAUUAUAUUAUAUUAUUAUAAUUAUCAAAUAUA